This is a messenger RNA of Stomoxys calcitrans (stable fly), 660 nucleotides long. RefSeq lists its product as uncharacterized. The record is from RefSeq and is a predicted model, not a curated record. Bases 4 to 660 code for a protein of 218 amino acids. The transcript has 4 exons. Lineage: Eukaryota; Metazoa; Arthropoda; Insecta; Diptera; Muscidae.
GCUAUGCUCAAGGAGUGGCGUGAGACACAUUAUAAUGAUAUGAAUCACCCUAGUGGAACUACAACGCCGUCAUUUGAUGAUACUGAUUCAUUUUUGGAUCAAAUUGAGCUGAAGACUGAAUGCAAUUCAGAAGAUUUUGAUAUGAACGAUACGAGUAAAAAAGAUUUUUCUGCAUUGGAACACGCAAAUAGUAUGGAUUAUGGUCCAACUAAUGGUCAACAAGAUGAAAACAUUAGUGAAAGCCAAAACGUACUCCCUCAAAAUAAGACAGCACAUCGUAAGUCAACAAGUCUAUGUGGAGAAGAUAAAUUUGUUGUCCUUGAUAUACUGAAACGCUCCACAGAAGGCCAUAAUGUUAUUGAUUUCUAUAAAAUUAACAAAUUUUUGGAUAUUAAAAAUCGCAAACGCCUGGUCAACAUCCUAAUAAAAGAGGUAGUUGAUCGUAAAGUUGAUAAAUAUACGGCAAUAUUUCAUGAUAUGACAAGGCAAAUAAUCGAAGUAUUUCCCAAUGAAAAAUAUGAAACUUAUUUUGUCGCUCACUCAGGUUCCCAGUCGGCAAGAGGUGCCUUAUAUUAUAGAUAUUCAAAUUAUACACGGCAGUUGCGUAAAGAAGGUCUAUUGGCCUACAAGAAACAAAAAUUACGAACUUAUUUGAAAUAA